Messenger RNA from Myotis myotis, 716 nucleotides. RefSeq names its product cellular retinoic acid binding protein 1 (gene CRABP1). Gene Ontology annotation, cellular component: nucleus; cytosol. Gene Ontology annotation, biological process: fatty acid transport. The record is from RefSeq and is a predicted model, not a curated record. NCBI's taxonomy places the organism in Eukaryota, Metazoa, Chordata, Mammalia, Chiroptera, Vespertilionidae. The transcript has 4 exons. Bases 57 to 470 code for a protein of 137 amino acids. Gene Ontology annotation, molecular function: fatty acid binding.
GUCUCCGCCGAGCAGCUCCGAGUCCGCCCGCCGCCGCCGCCGCCGCCGCCGCCACGAUGCCCAACUUCGCCGGCACCUGGAAGAUGCGAAGCAGCGAGAACUUCGACGAGCUCCUGAAGGCUCUGGGUGUGAACGCCAUGCUGCGGAAGGUGGCCGUGGCCGCCGCGUCCAAGCCGCACGUGGAGAUCCGCCAGGACGGGGACCGGUUCUACAUCAAGACGUCCACCACCGUGCGCACCACCGAGAUCAACUUCAAGGUCGGCGAGGGCUUCGAGGAGGAGACGGUGGACGGACGCAAGUGCAGGAGUUUACCCACCUGGGAGAACGAGAACAAGAUCCACUGCACACAGACCCUCCUGGAGGGCGACGGCCCCAAAACCUACUGGACCCGAGAGCUGGCCAACGACGAGCUCAUCCUGACCUUCGGCGCCGAUGACGUGGUCUGCACGAGGAUUUACGUUCGGGAGUGAAGGCGGCCGCCCGCUCCUGCCUCCUGCGUGGACAGCGCGAUGCAUGUCCCCUCUCCCCGCCCCCCACCCCCAUCCGAGGAAUGUCAUAGGUCUGAGCCGCCGUCCCCUCCCCGUGUCAGCGUUCGGCGGCCCCCUCUCCCCCUGCCCGAGCUGUAGUGGUCCCCCCAGGCCUCCGCCGGGCCUGUCCCUGGCGCUCCAUAGUUUGGCAUCUGCACGGUUUCAUCAUCAUUAAACUGGUUGCACACA